AUGUACCUCUCUUGGCCCUUUUCCGAGCUCGACCAGAGCAUCUCCGGUGUCAAUCGCUUCACCUUCGCCACUUUCGGUCGGGUCACUUUCGGCGCCGCCAUCUCCAACUUCAGCAUCUCUGGUGCCAUCCGCUUCAGCCUGUCCAUCCUUCGCCCCAAGAUCGUUCGCCUCUUCCCCUUCAACUUCGCUACUGUCGACUGGAUCAUCUUCGCUUAG
Clonostachys rhizophaga is the source of this 216-nucleotide messenger RNA. Lineage: Eukaryota; Fungi; Ascomycota; Sordariomycetes; Hypocreales; Bionectriaceae. The record is from the annotation of a GenBank genome assembly.